AUGGCAGGGCUGGGGGGCGCGCUCACCCGGCGCGCCGUCACGCUGCGGGUGCUGCUCAAAGACGCGCUGCUGGAGCCCGGCGCCGGGGUGCUGUCCAUCUACUAUCUGGGGAAGAAGUUCCUGGGGGACUUGCAGCCGGAUGGGAGGAUCGUGUGGCAAGAAACUGGGCAGGUUUUCAAUUCCCCCAGUGCCUGGGCUACCCACUGCAAGAAGCUGGUCAACCCAGCCAAGAAGUCUGGCUGCGGCUGGGCCUCCGUCAAAUACAAGGGCCAGAAACUGGACAAGUACAAGGCCACCUGGCUCCGACGACAUCAGCUUCACAUGGCGGUAGCUGCCGCGGAUGAGAGCCCCGCCAGCGAAGGGGAGGAGGAGGAGCUGCUGAUGGAAGAUGAGGAUGAGGAGGUGGUGGCGGGGGUCUCAGUGGAGGAUAAGAACCGGAGACCUCAGGGGAAGGGCCUCUCGGAGCCUGCACACCCAGAGGCCGUGCCCCCAGGGAAGCGGGUGGAGAGCAAGCUGCGGGUGCCCGUGCGCUACUGCAUGCUGGGCAGUCGUGACUCUGCCAGGAACCCCCACACCCUGGUGGAAGUAACUUCCUUCGCAGCCAUCAACAAGUUCCAGCCGUUCAACGUGGCCAUUUCCAGCAACGUGCUCUUUCUGCUGGACUUCCACAGCCACCUGACACGGAGUGAGGUUGUGGGCUACCUCGGGGGCCGCUGGGAUAUCAACAACCAAAUGCUUACCGUGCUGAGAGCCUUCCCAUGCAGGAGCCGGCUUGGGGACCCUGACACUGCGGCCAGCAUUGAAGAGGAGAUCUACCAGAGCCUGUUCCUGCGGGGGCUGUCGCUGGUGGGCUGGUACCACAGCCACCCGCACAGCCCGGCGCUGCCCACACUGCAGGACAUCGACGCGCAGAUGGAGUACCAGCUGCGGCUGCAGGGCUCCAGCAACGGCUUCCAGCCCUGCCUGGCCCUGCUCUGCUCCCCAUACUAUCCAGGCAACCCGGGCCCUGAGUCUAACAUCUCCCCGUUCUGGGUGAUGCCGCCCCCCGAGCAAAGGCCCAGUGACUACGGCAUCCCCAUGGAUGUGGAGAUGGCUUAUGUCCAGGACAGUUUUCUGACCAAUGACAUCCUGCAUGAGAUGAUGCUGCUGGUGGAGUUCUACAAGGGCGCCCCGGACCUCGUGAGCUUCCAGGAGCCCUGGAGCCAGGAGCACAGCUACCUGGACAAGCUCAAGAUCUCCCUGGCCAGCAGGACGCCCAAGGACCAGGGUGUGGGCCACGUGCUGGAGCAGGUCUGCGGUAUCCUCAAGCAGGCCGGCUGCCCUUCGUCCCUGUGACUCAGGCUUGGAUAAUAAAGCGCAAGCAGCUGGCAGCCAUGAG
Molecule: messenger RNA, 1378 nt
Organism: Dipodomys ordii (Ord's kangaroo rat)
Lineage: Eukaryota; Metazoa; Chordata; Mammalia; Rodentia; Heteromyidae
Gene: Mpnd
Product: MPN domain containing
Exons: 13
Coding region: 1-1335 (444 amino acids)
Biological process (GO): double-strand break repair
Cellular component (GO): BRCA1-A complex; BRISC complex
Molecular function (GO): polyubiquitin modification-dependent protein binding; metallopeptidase activity
Source: RefSeq, a predicted model, not a curated record